UUGUCAGUCUCGGCAGCUCGGCACAAGGGCAGGACCGCAUCCCGAGCCGCCUGCUCUGCUAGCUCUAGAAUCAGACGUAACCAUUUCUUAUUUGGUUCAUACACCAAAGAGAGUAUCUCGGACCAUUGCUAUCGAGGUUACUCCACAGUCUGAGCUGGAAAUCUGAGUCUGAAACGGGAGGCAAGAUAUCUCGUUUCUUCCGCCACCACGGAGAAAGUGACGGACGGAGCAGAGCCUGAGCACCGGGAUUUUAUAUCGCUUCAGUUUAGGAUAUUUCAGCCAGCUCCAGUGGCCCAGCCUUGAUUUCUUUCAGGGCACCUGCUAUUCCAUAGAGAAUAUUACUAGCAGUCGCUUGAAUAUGUUGAACUAAGGUUGUAUAUCGAACAGGCGGACCACUUUAAACCCAUGCGUAACAGCGGUGGAUUUGGGAAUACUGCGUAGCCGUUCAACCAGCCAGUCUUCAGAUCAUCUAAUCUGUUAUCUGGAGGUAUCUACAAGCGCAAAGAAGAGCAACCAGGACCUUUUACUUUGUUCCGGAGGCUAAACGUUGAAAACCCGAAGCGCUCUCGGUGCGCAAUCCUUCCGAGGACGCUCCUGAAAUUGCCGACCUGCGCUUUUGCCCUCGACAUAAAUUGGCAGCCGAGUCGAGAAAAAGGGCAAAGCUUAUUAACUUUGCAUGCUGGAGGCUAGAGUGUGGAAUCUAAUUCACGGGGUUACCGGUGUAUUUGCAUAACAUCGGAAGAGGAGGAUAAACUUAAUCAACAUUUGACAUCGACAAAGCGGCUGCUGGAUUUUGGAGAACAGAAUGAAUCCUUUUUAAUUUGGACAUCAGAAGUAUGAGGCAGAUUGCUCAGUGAAUGCUACAAUCUGCAUGGAGUUCUAGUCUGCACUACGGAGCAAUUUAUGGUUGGCCGCAGAACUCCCCACGGCUGUAGAACUGUGCCCACCUCGCCAUGCUGGCCUGUCUGCAGAGGAGGCAAAACCCUCCACCCCAGCACCCGGUGUGUGCCAGCAAAACCCUGGAGCCCCCGCAAGCCCUUGGACGGAAAUGUGAGCUGGCGGUACCCACACAUUCCCCACGCUACCCCACUGCGGCAGAACUUGAUGCCUUCGCUCAGAAGACGGCCAACAGCCCUCUGUCUAUCAAGAUCUUCCCCACCAACAUCAGGGUUCCUCAGCACAAACACCUUAAUCGGACUGUGAAUGGAUAUGACACCACAGGGACACGCUAUGGUCCCUUUAUCUGCUCCGGGGGGCUGCUCGCCGUCCUCAAGGCCUCUUCAUCGUCAUCGUCAUCAACAGGCACCUUCUUUCCUGCAAAAGGUGUUCUGAAGAACUCCGAAGGCAGACGGACUAAGCUCUCUCCAGCCCACAUAGCAGUUGCCCCAUACCCGCCCCCUAGUAGUAGCACUUUAGCCAGUGGCCACGGCCAAAUGGUAUACCACACGGGCCCCUCGAAGCCUCCUGAAGGCCCCGUGCUGUCGGUUCCCCCAAAUGUCACUGUAGCUGGCUCAGUGAUUCCUGUAACAGGGGGCCGAGGCCUGCCCCUGCCCGCACAGUCCAACCUCCCCUCCAUCCAGAGCAUCAUCUACCAGAUUAACCAGCAUUGCCAGGCCCAGGCUCUGCAGCAGGUGUGCCAGGGGGCCGCCACCGUACCGUCUAACUCUAGCCCCUCCAAGCACGGCACAACUGUCAUGGGGGUCUCUUCAAGCUCCUCAGGUGGAAGCUACGUGGUGGGAAUGGGUCCCCAGUCUAACAUGCUGUACACAGGGCCCGGGCUGCCUGCUCAGAAUGCAGAGGCGAUGAAGACGGGCAUGUACGCAGAUGGUAUGGACUACAUCCUCUGGCAGAAGCAUCAGCAACAGCAACAACAACAACAACAGCAACAACAACAACAACAACAACAACAUCAACAUCAUCAGCAUCAACAGGCUGUGCUCCGUAUGUACAGCGGAGGGAGCGGUGGAGGGGGCGCCAUCAGCAAGUCCCCCGAAACUUGUGUUCCAGGGGGAGGGAUUAUGGGGCCGCAAAUGUCCUCCUCUUCCUCCAGACCUUACCACCUGACAGCCAGCGGCGGAGGCGGGAUGGACAAAGUUAGCUCCUCCCCUUUGAACUGCGUGGGUAUGCAUGGAAAUUUCUCAGUGGGUCAAUACUUUGCUCCGCCGUGGAACAGUGUGCUGGUGACACCUGACAGUGACUGCUAUAACCCCCAGGAGCUUUUGGCUAACUCUGCAGGAGGGCCGGUCACAGGGCAUAGAGAGAUGGGCUACCCCCACCACCAUCACCACUACCAUCAUCCUCACCACCCUGCGAUAGACAGCGGGGGAGGUAUGUGCUGCAGCCUGCCCAGCAAGAGUAUGUGCAACACAUCGGUGCUGAGCAGCAGCUUGCAGUCUCUGGAGUACCUGAUCAACGACAUCCACCCACCCUGCAUCAAGGAGCAGAUGCUUGGCAAAGGCUAUGAGACUGUGUCAGUGCCACGUCUGUUAGACCACCAGCAUGCACACAUCCGCCUCCCUGUUUACAGAUAGAGGGGCACGACGAAGAGGAGGAAGAGAAUCAAGAAUUGUGAAUUUGUGAAGAAAAUCAAAGUUAAAGAACCAAUAUGUUUUGUUUUCUGGGUACAGAUUAAUAAGAGUGGCACUGCUUUAACUCGUGUGGGAGCUUAGAGAAGAGCAGUGGUUGUGCUGUGUGACCAUUUGGUUUGGUGGUUUACAGGCAGGCUGUGGGAGUCUCAAAUAUGAAAGUUGGUGGUGAUUUGGGAGAGAAAAAGGGAUUUCAAGAUUCUCCAGAUGUUCCAUUGUGUGGUUUGCCAAUAGGAAUUUUGGGUUGAUUUAUUAUAUUAUUUUUUCUUCAGUUUUUUUAUGUUGUUUUACUUGCCUGAACUUUUUGAUGAGAAUCAUAGCUUGACAUGAAGUGCUUACGGCACUUGUAUCCCCCUUCCAAAUACUAAGGAUGAAGCUACUGUGUAGGUUGUCACUGAAAGGGUCUUAAGGACCAACGUUUAGGGCUGCUUUCAAAAUCCAAAACUCUGUAACGGUACACACAGAUACACACAUACAGAAACACAAUGUACUGAUAAGUGAGGGGUCUCAAAUUAUACUCGGGUGUGUAUGUAAAAGGAUCAUAAGGUUGAAUUAAAAGGAUAGUACAAUAUUAGUUAUUAUUGCUGUUAUAAUUGAUUCAUAAAUUGCACUGCUUGAAUCUUAUUGACUUUGAAGUUUGAAAUUCGGUAGUUUGGUUAUGAUAUAUUUAAGAAACUUGAAAACUUGAACCUAUUUUUUGUUGUUUUAUAUAUUUGUAGGUAUAUUAUAUGCAUUGGCUGCUAUGGGGAAAGUGUCUCAAAUGCUUUUUUUCUUCUUUUUUUUUCCACUUUUGAUUUUAUGAUAAAUCCUCCACAAGCUGAUGUGCAGUCUCUUAUGUCCUGGUGUAAGGCAAAGUCGCUGCUUUGGUUCUUUAAGGACCUGGUCGAACCUGGAGAGCUCUUUUUCCUAACCAACACUGGAAUCUACAAAAAAUCUUGAAACAUUUAUUUAAAAAAGAAAAUGUCGCAAAAAACAUGAAAAAGAAAUGUUACCAUGAAGAAUGUGAUUGGGAGGUUAUUGACAUAACCUUAUGUGUAUGUUUAUGCGUGUAUGUUGCUGAGUGCAUGCGCGUGUGUGCAUUUUAGUUUGUGUUCUUCAAAAUCCUCAGACUUUGUUUCUUUUUUUUGUGUUAUUAUAAGAUUUCUACCACCAAGACUGAAAAACUGAUUCCCAUAAACAUCAUAUCUGAGUAAUGUACAGGAAAUAUUUAGCAGAUCUCGCUGUCUUUUAUCGGAGGCUUUAGGUAUUCUCUGGAGUUAGAGGUAGAGAUCAAGUUCUCACAUGACUCCUAAUAGGAGUAGCAAAUACAAAAUGGAAACAAUCAUGCUCUCUGGCAUCACGGGAAAUGAGAAGAGGCUCACUGCUUCCCCUUGUCCUUUUUAGACCCUGGUUGCGAUACAUUUAGCCAGGGCCAGUCUUAACUUGAUGAUUCAGAGCAGUGAAAUAUUUAUUAUGACUGUGAGAUUCCCUUGAAUGUACUGCACUUAAAUUACUGCGAUGUUUUAUUGCCUUGUGGGACUCAAGCGAAAGAGAAAAAUUGGAUCAGUGCAGCAGUCCUCUGGUCUUAAAUUAGCAUUUCUUUUGUCCAUCAAAUUUCAAUGGUAAAUUGAAUUUAGUAACUGGAGAGAGGGAGCCGGAGCUUUGUUGUGAGGAAAAUACUGGCAUCAGUCUAGAUUUAUGAAGUGCAAUUAUUAUGACUGUAUUAACAUUUUUCUCUGAGCUUACACCAAAAAAUGUAAACUACAGUUGUCAAUACAUUCCCAAUGUACCACAUCCCUAAUCCCUAUCCUUUUUUCUGUUUUGAGGUGUAAAAUAAAUUUCUUUAAGAAUA
This is a messenger RNA of Notothenia coriiceps (black rockcod), 4416 nucleotides long. It is a transcript of the gene fam222aa, whose product is annotated as family with sequence similarity 222 member Aa. The transcript has 3 exons. The record is from RefSeq and is a predicted model, not a curated record. Lineage: Eukaryota; Metazoa; Chordata; Actinopteri; Perciformes; Nototheniidae. The coding region runs from base 954 to 2531 and encodes 525 amino acids.